Messenger RNA from Diorhabda sublineata, 1923 nucleotides. RefSeq names its product ras-related protein Rap-2b. Gene Ontology annotation, molecular function: GTPase activity; GTP binding. The coding region runs from base 210 to 1067 and encodes 285 amino acids. The transcript is spliced from 6 exons. Lineage: Eukaryota; Metazoa; Arthropoda; Insecta; Coleoptera; Chrysomelidae. The record is from RefSeq and is a predicted model, not a curated record.
GCAGUUUCCAACCCGCUGUUUACCUGUUGACUCCCGAGAUUCUACGCAUCUUUGGAAAGAAGACGUCUCACGAUUUUUCAUCCCUUUAAACGGUUAAUGACUCUGCUACGUUCUACGCUGUCUGUAUUGUGCGGAUAGAGUGCGACGAGCUUCAAUUUCGGUUUACAAACAUUUUGUGAAGUCUGGCGUCAAAACAGCACAAAGGUUUGAUGAAGAGCAGACACAACUUUCGCAGGCGGUUUAGCUUGCAACCCUCUUUUCUCAAAGAAGAACCCGAAGAAGAGAGACACCCUUCGACCAGAAAUUUCAGGUCUCAGAAAAGUGAAAAUGCGGAAUCACUCGAAAAAAACGAUCACGUCGUUAGCGUCAGCGCAAGCGUAUCGCCAACUAACAACGUCAGACACAAAAUAGUCGUAAUGGGUGCCGCUAAAGUAGGCAAGUCUUCCAUUAUCAAUCAGUUUUUAUAUGGGACUUUUUCUUCAAAAUAUAAAAGGACUGUUGAAGAAAUGCACCACGGGGAUUUCAAUGUUGCUGGGGUGCAUUUGACAUUGGACAUUUUAGACACGUCUGGAGCUUACGAAUUCCCAGCUAUGAGAGCCUUAUCGAUAUCAUCAGCCGACGCCUUCAUUCUAGUCUACGACGUCACCGAUUCCAGCACCUUCGAAGAAGCCAGAGCGCUCCGAGACCAAAUCCACGAAACUAAAUGUUCUUCCAACGUACCAAUCGUCGUAGUCGGAAACAAAAUAGAUUUAACCGGAGAUCGCGAGAUUGAUACGGCGACCACCGAAUCGGUGAUAACCGUAGACUGGGAAAACGGAUUCGUCGAAACCUCUGCUAAAGAUAACGUCAAUAUUACCAAAGUUUUUAAAGAACUUUUAGUGCAGGCUAAAGUUAAAUACGAUUUGAGUCCGGCGUUGAGGCGUCGCCGCAGACAAUCUCUACCUUCCCAACCGGGUCCUCCUCAAACGCCCACCCACGCCGCUAUGAUUCCAUCUGCCGUUCAAUUGCAACAUCUUCAGCAGAUUCGAGAUCGACACGGCAAAAGAAAUUCUUGCGUCAUCUCCUAAAUCAGUUUUUUAAUAUUGAACAUUUAUCUUUAAUUAUUGAUAAACAGAAGGCUUGGAACGUUUUUUAUUUGUUUAUUAUCUAUUAAUAAAUACAUCGUUGAGAGCGCGUAGAUGACGCGUCUCAUACCCAAUCCGUAACUUUUAUAAGGACAACCUGUAUUAUCUAAUAAUUACUCUUUGCUUAACUCGAUAGAAUUUAUGGUUUACGAGAUAUUUAGAUCGUUCUACAUGCGUUCGCCAUAAAGAAACAUUCUGAACAAAAUUAUCAUAAACCUUAAUUUUAUCUUUCUUUCUUCAUCUCUAUCCGCCCUCGUAAUUUAUUCAAAUGAUACUCGCGAGAUGGCAGGAGGGAAAAAUGAAUACAUAACCGUGUUAUUUUGUUAUACAGGGUAUAUCAAAAAUCGAUUAAAAAUCACCAAACAAUCACAUGUUUAUAACGCAUAGAUUAAUCGGAAAUUAACAAUAAGUUUUAGCCAAUCAAAGCUUGUGAAACGUUCAAGUUCCUCCCUAUCGAAAGGUCGAGAAAGCCAUAAAGUAUUUAGCCGCUGCUGUAUUUUUUAACUUACCUUUGUUUCUAAAAAGUUUUCCGUAUUAUUAUCAACAGAUUUUCAAUCGGUUUUUUUCGCUUAAUGCGAACGUUUUGAAAAACCCUGUAUAUAAAUCACGUUCAAUUAAAUAUGGUAUUUUUAGUUUUUUCAAACAAAAUAAACAGCUACUCACUACAACGUGAUUUACAAUCUGUAUUUUGAUGGUUUAUUUCGAAUUUCGCGUAUAAAAAAUUUCAAAUUUCUUUGACUUCUUAUUUUUUUCGAAUAUUUAUGUUUCUUUAAUCUAAAACGCCAAAAAACAAAAAAAA